ACCAGGCGGCGCCGGAAAGCGCUUUGUGUUCAAUGACAGCGAUCCCUUUAGAGUCAAAUCACAGCUACACGGAAGGAGGGAAGGAAGUAGCUCAUGCCACCAAAAAAGCCACCAGACUUCACCUUGUGUGUUUUGGUGUUCAGGCAGGAGCUGAGCGUGUGUCUACCUGCGCAGUGAUGAGGGAGUGGUGGCAGCGUGCGGUUCUGCUGUUCUUCCUCCCUCUCCUCGCCGUCUACCUGCACGUCCCGCAGCCGUCGCUGUCACCCGCCCUGAACGCCUGGCGCUCCUCCGGACGCUUCUUCAGCUUCAGGGGAAGUAAAAUCUUUUACAGAGAGUCUCUGGGUGCUGUGGGGAGCUCUGAUGUGGUGCUGCUGCUUCAUGGGUUUCCAACCUCGAGCUACGACUGGCACAAGGUUUGGGAGCCUCUGAGUCAGCGCUUUAACAGAGUCAUCGCACUCGACUUCCUCGGCUUCGGCUUCUCAAACAAACCUAGGCCACACGGCUAUUCUGUGUUCGAGCAGGCUGCUGUAGUGGAGGCUUUAAUCUCACAUCUGGGUCUCGAUGAGCAGAAGAUCAACCUGCUGUCUCAUGACUACGGAGACACUGUAGCACUGGAGCUCCUGUACAGGAGUGACAACAAUCGAACUGGACACAUGGCUAUAAACAGCCUCUGCCUUUCAAAUGGAGGGAUCUUCCCCGAGACGCAUUACCCCAGGUUCCUUCAGAAGGUCCUGAAGGAUUAUGGUUUCAUCUCCCCGCUGCUUACCAGACUUAUGAACUUCUACAUCUUCUCUAAAGGGAUCGGAGAAGUCUUCGGUCCGUACACUCAGCCGGCUGAAGCCGAGCUCUGGGACAUGUGGACGGGAAUCCGCUUUAACGACGGAAACCUGGUGAUGGACAGCAUCCUGCAGUAUAUUAAUCAGAGACUGAAGCACAGAGACCGAUGGGUUGGAGCGCUCACGUCUACGUUAACACCAUUGCACAUGAUCUACGGACCGCUGGAUCCGGUGAAUCCGCACCCGCAGUUUAUCCAACUUUACCAAAAGCUGGUUCCCGAGUCGACCGUAACCGUUCUGGACGAGCACAUCAGCCAUUACCCACAGCUCGAGGACCCCACAGGCUUCACCAACGCCUACCUCAAUUUCAUCAACUCCUUCUGAGCAGCGCAGGAGAAGAGGUGAAGAUGAACCACGGUGAGAGGAGCGUAAGGAGUGACGCUGCGAGCCGUGAAGAACCAGGACGGAUUUCUUUUAGCUGGUGAUUUAAUUAGUUUGGUAUUAUAAUAGAGUGCUGUUCCUCAAGUCCAGAAAUAAUUCUACACUGAUGACGGUGGACUGAAAACUCCUCAUUAGUUAUGAAAGUUAUACCGUCGAGAUCUUUAUGAAUAAACCUAAUUUUGGAAGAAAAAAUAUAUAUUAAUGUCAUCAGCAAAGUGUAAUGUUUCAAGACAGAAUUGAUCAGAUGUGUCUCAGGGCCUUUUUACACCCGGUCACUUCAUGUGUUUUCUCUGAUCCGAUAGCUAUCUGAUUUGUUAAAACUGUUCCAUUUACAUUAGGCCACAUAAAUGCGUCUCGGCGAAUCGGAUAUCGAUCUGAUCUUUCUACUCCCGCCCAAAAUGCUAAUAUAUUUUACCUCAUUUCCGGGGUAAUUGAAACGGAACACGCUUUGGUGUUUAUCCUUAAAUAUCGUCGCUGUCGGGCAGAAUCCUCGUAUCUCCAAAACCGUUAUUUUUCAGGAAAUUAAAAAAACGCCGUACCUUAUCUGCAGUGCACAGGGUUUAGUCCGCGUUGCAGUGGAUUGUCUUGUGCUAAAUUCCUGUCCUCAGACGAGCACCAGAACUAGCGGGGGGUCAAGAUUUUUUUUCUUUGAGCCCAGUGUUUUGAAGACAUUUACCUCAGAAGACGUGUUGAUUCGUUGCGACUCUUCUUGAGGAGAAAUAUGCCGUGAAGCUCUCCCGCGGAGUGAGGAAGAGGUGGACAGUUGAAGUGUCCAAUGGAGUUAUGAGAUUUGCGCUCAAGCUAUUUUCAAGACUUUAGAUUGGUUAAUAACUUGUAAAAAUAACAGACCCACGUGGGGACUGACCAAUAGCAUCGAUAUGUGAAAAAAUAUGAAAUUGACCAAAUUUGGACACACGAGGUUUCCGCCCGACAGCGACGAUAUACUUUUCUAUAUGUUUUACAAAACUUUUGUUGGACGUGUUUCGCGAGUGCUCCAACCCUGCGUGUCGUCCAUGUUAUUUGUUUCUGGCGCGAUGCACGACUCGUGAGUCACCUGCGAGUGACGUACUUCUGUUUGGGAGGAGUAUAGCGCUGACGUAUGUGGCUUGAACAACCACAUUCAUUUACACCUGUCCAGUUUCAUCUGAAACACGUCCCAGACCACCUCCUGAAGUGGUUUGUACCAUCGGAUUUAUAUCCGUCUCGAAAACGUUUCGGAGGGCAUUUAGACCUGGUCUUUUUACCAUCGGAUAGCUAUCUGAUCACAGAAAACGCAUGAAGUGACCAGGUGUAAAAAGGCCCUUAACUGAUGUCAUGCUCUGUACUCAGAGUUCUAUAAGCUAGCGAUAGAUACUGUGACUUUAUGCUGCCGAUGUUUUUAGCACACGGUGAGGAAACAUCAAUCUGCUAGAAGGACAUUGAAAGGAAUCUGUAUUAUCUGUUGCCUGCUACAUAAGAGUGAACCUAAAGAGGCUAAAAUUUAGAACAUUACAAAGAGCUUUAAAGGAAUCGUUCAUUAAACGUUGUCCUUUACGAAGAGAAGCUUGUGUAAGAUCAGAGCUCGUCCUGGAGAGCCACAGUGAGUGAGUCUUAGAGCCUUUAAGUGAAAUAUUCAACAUGUUUAAUAACAAACAGGAAGGAAAACCUCCUGAAUCACCACCAGCUUAAGAUGAUUAAAAUAGUGAAGAUUUUGGGACGUGAACUCGUCACGAAUCAAUAAAGAAAAACCUUUUUUUAAUGAGCAGAAGUAAAA
Messenger RNA from Tachysurus vachellii, 2970 nucleotides. It is a transcript of the gene mest, whose product is annotated as mesoderm specific transcript. The transcript has 12 exons. NCBI's taxonomy places the organism in Eukaryota, Metazoa, Chordata, Actinopteri, Siluriformes, Bagridae. The record is from RefSeq and is a predicted model, not a curated record. Gene Ontology annotation, molecular function: catalytic activity. Bases 33 to 1160 code for a protein of 375 amino acids.